ACACCAAGAAGUCCACGCCCACAGGUCAAUCAGAUUCAGGUUCGGAAAUCUUACUCUGACACUAGACAGCUGAAUCGACUGCAGUCUCCUGUCCUUACAGACAUUAUCCUGUGAGAUAUAAGACUCACCAUGUAUGCAGUUGUUACUCUGCUGGACUCAGAUGAGGUGAUGGUGGCACCAUCACAUUGGUUGAUCCUAGACAAGAAACAAUGUUACUGGCCCCCAUUCAAAUCAACAGAGAAGUGCAUGGAAGCUGUUCAGAACAGAAUUACAGCUGAAACAGGAGGGAAACCAUGGGAUAAAUUAAAUAUUAGCUUUCACAAAGAAUAUGUCACUUUCGAUAAGGCAAAAGAGGAGCAAAAAAAUAUUGAAGAACAGAAAGAACGGCAAUAUCUAUUAGCUACUGGAUUCUCUCCAAUACUAAAAAGACAAAGACUUGAAAGCACUCAAAGAAUGUCAAAACACCAACUUACUCCUGCAUCACCUUCAUCUACGUCCAGAAUGUCAUCUGAUGACAAGAAUGAGCUCCUCCAAAUGAUGAGAGACAUCAAGAGCACAGUUCAGGAAAACUCUGCUAUGUUAAAGAAACUACUCAAAGACAAUACAGUUCCCGAGGUCCCCAGCAGUAUUUGCGUUCCACCUAAGGAAGUUAAAACAAGCCUAAAUCUGCCUCUUAGAACCUUUGAUGAUAUAGAAAGAACUGAGAGGGAGCUCAAUACCACAACAGCACGCAAAAAAUAUGUAAACUAUUUGUCAGGACUUGGAGGUUUUGGAAACAGGGAUGUGAUUAAGAAUAUCAUGCAACAUGUCCUAACAGAUGAUCUGGCUAAGGAAUUCAACUGGCAGGGAAGAGGGGGAAAGAAACCCUUCUCUCAGCUGAUUUUAGCAGAUGUGAUCAGAGAGGCUGCAUUCAAACGAAAUGUAAUCAGGCUCGACUGUGAAACUGAAAUAAAAAAAUAUCUGAGUUACACAGCUGAUCGACUCAGUCGGAAGAGACCAAGAGAACAAGAAGGUCCUGGGCAUGAGUUCCCAAAUGUGAUUCCCACACUGAUGGACAACCAGCCAGAGAUGUCUUGGGAUUUGUUGGACUACUGAGCAUUUGAUCAUGAAUCACAGGUCAUGCAGACACAAUUACAUAUGAACCAUAUUUUACGAAGUACUAUAUGUUAUUUUAAAUUAUUUUAUUUUAUUUUUUUAUUAUUUCAAAUUGUGUUUAUAUCCUUUUCCUCAAUCUUUAUCUAACUGUAUAAAAUAAUCAAAUAUUGAAAAAUCUGUUUCCCUGUGACAUUACUGCAUGAACUGCCAUGUUUUUCAGAUGUGUGAGUUGUGGCAUUUGCAUGUUUGUUUGAGCCAAUAAACUUUACUUCCUCAAUAUUAAAACAAAAACUUAAACAUUUUGUGAAUAACUUUUUAGGCUAUAUCU
This is a messenger RNA of Onychostoma macrolepis, 1423 nucleotides long. RefSeq lists its product as uncharacterized. The transcript has 8 exons. The record is from RefSeq and is a predicted model, not a curated record. Bases 130 to 1095 code for a protein of 321 amino acids. NCBI's taxonomy places the organism in Eukaryota, Metazoa, Chordata, Actinopteri, Cypriniformes, Cyprinidae.